GCGAAGCCGCAUCCUUGCAGUCGCAGCAGGCGGCAUGCCCAUCCAACAGGCAGGCCCCGCCCGGUCGCCAUUCAUGGCGCGCCGCCCCGUCGAAAACCACGCACCGCCCACCGUCCUUCCGCAGCGGCAGGGCGCACCACGCGCGCAUAAAAAUCUCCCGGCUCAGCCUCCCCUCCCUCUCCAGCCAUCGCCGUUCCUAGCGCCAUUCAGUUCCAAGCUGCUGCCACCACCACCACUACUAGUUUCCAACACCAGAUCUGCACAUAAGCAAAAGCGCACCACCGCUCCCACUGUCGGUAUCCCACCGGUGCGAUCGAUCGAUCGAGGCGCUGCUCGUCUCGUCCCAUGGCGUCCAUCGUGCUGCUGCUGUCGGAGCUGCUGGGCGGGGAGAGCGCCAGCGUGCUGGCGGCCGACCGCUACAUCAUGGGCGGCCGGCUCAGCCUGGGCCGGGAGUUCCGCCCCGCCGUGACGGAGGCGUCGGCGGCCAAGCAGAGCGAACGGCCGGCCGCCGGGGCAGAGAGGGCGCGGGAGGAGGAGAAGCAGAGGAAGGAGGAGUCGUUCGAGGACCUCGCCGUGUCCAGGAUCGCAGUCGACGUCAUGUGGCCUUAGAGAGCGUGAUCUUGGUGAACGAGUCCUCUUGCCGCUUUGGACGCGUUCGUUGUGGCAAAGGCAACACACGCGCUCCUCUCGUGUAAAUAGUACUAUGCCGUAAACGGAUUGCUCAAUUUUGUCCAGACUUUUGUCCUGAAAAUGUUCUCCGAUCA
Molecule: messenger RNA, 764 nt
Organism: Setaria italica (foxtail millet)
Lineage: Eukaryota; Viridiplantae; Streptophyta; Magnoliopsida; Poales; Poaceae
Exons: 1
Coding region: 346-609 (87 amino acids)
Source: RefSeq, a predicted model, not a curated record